Molecule: messenger RNA, 1627 nt
Organism: Parasteatoda tepidariorum (common house spider)
Lineage: Eukaryota; Metazoa; Arthropoda; Arachnida; Araneae; Theridiidae
Product: (Lyso)-N-acylphosphatidylethanolamine lipase
Biological process (GO): phosphatidic acid biosynthetic process; lipid homeostasis
Cellular component (GO): mitochondrion; lipid droplet
Molecular function (GO): carboxylic ester hydrolase activity; lysophosphatidic acid acyltransferase activity
Source: RefSeq, a predicted model, not a curated record
GUGGGAAUAAAUCCUUAAAUUGUUUGAUCUUCCAUGAAAGCUGUAAGCCACAAUUUAUAUUCUUCAGGCUGUGCUUAUGAGUUGCGUCAUUUGUUAUGUAAUUUAGUAAUUGUUAGUUUACUGAAUCGAGAAUUGGUUUUAUAACAAUUGUUCAACGGAAAACAUGCAAGUCAUCAUAUCGUCACAUUUAAUUUUAUGAUUUCCUUAAUAAAUCUCUGACCUAACGUUCAAAAGCUGGCGAAAUCGCUGUUUUUAAUUUUAUUUCGGGAAUUGAAGCAAUCAAUCAAAUUUAAAAAAAAUAAAUAUUAUGUUAAAGGAAUGGAAAACUCUUCUAGGGGAAGGAUUCAAACUUUGUUAGUAACAGCAUCUAGUUUAACUGGGUUAUCCUAUAUUUUUAUGAUUAAUAAGUCCAUCUUCACCUGGUUUACAGAUAUGUUUCGUUGGUGCCCCACUUCAAAUGAAGCUCUAACCAAUGCAGAAGCAAAACUGCUCUCUCUUAUGAAAAAACCAUAUGAACUCUCUUUUGUGUCAGUGAAGCAUGAAAAUGAAGAUUGUUCCAUAAGAACAAUCACUAUCAAUUCUGAUUUAGAGAAAGAAGUUCCGUUGGUUCUUCUUCAUGGUUUUGCAUCAGGCAUUGGUCUAUGGAUAUUAAAUAUUGAUGAUCUUGCUGAAGGACGCCCAUUAUAUGCAUUAGAUAUUUUGGGAUUUGGCCAUAGUUCUCGUCCUUCAUUUAGUAAGGAUGCUGAAAUUGCUGAAAAUCAACUAAUAGAAAGUAUAGAAAAAUGGAGAGAAAAAAUGGGAUUAUCUCAGUUUAUUCUAUUUGGCCAUAGCAUGGGAGGCUUUCUUGCUGCAUCCUAUGCAAUUAAAUAUCCUGAUCAUGUGAAACAUUUAAUUUUAGCUGAUCCUUGGGGAUUUCCUACUCCUGAUUCAGGAGUAAAAAAAGUGGAGUUUCCAAUGUGGGCUAAAGCUAUUGCAGCUAUGCUCAGGCCCUUUAAUCCUCUUGCUGGAUUAAGAGCAGCUGGACCUUGGGGACCACAACUUGUCAGUCGUUUACGACCUGAUCUCUUACAUAAAUUUAAGAGUUGUGCUGAACCAGAAGAGGUUUCAGAUUAUAUUUAUCAUUGCAAUGCUCAGUAUCCAAGUGGUGAAACUGCUUUUAAAGCUAUGUCUGCUCCAUUUGGAUGGGCUAAACGACCUAUGAUAAAAAGAAUAUCUAUGCUUAGACAAGAUGUUCCCAUCAGUUUUAUUUAUGGCUCACGUUCAUGGAUAGACAGUAAAUCUGGACAUCAUAUUUGCGAUAUUCGUGCUGAUUCCAUUGUGGAAGUGAAAUUAAUUGAAGGUGCCGGACAUCAUUUAUAUGCAGAUAAAUUCCGUGACUUCAAUAAAACGGUUGUUAGUAUAUGUGAAAAAGUCUCUAAAGGUUCAAAAGAAAUCAAAAAUCAUUCACUUUCUGAAAGUGAGACUGUUCCUCAAGUUUGUAUUUAAUAACUUUUCUAUUUUUAUGGCUGUGUAUAUACAUAAAUAUUCUAAUGUAGCAUGUUGCUUAUCAUUUUUGUUACAUGCUUUAUGUAUCUAUAUACACUCUCUGUCUGUGUAAACUAUGUAAUAUUAUUUAAUUAUUUUAUUA